Messenger RNA from Solea senegalensis (Senegalese sole), 2416 nucleotides. Its product is annotated as MORC family CW-type zinc finger protein 3-like. The transcript is spliced from 15 exons. Gene Ontology annotation, molecular function: zinc ion binding; ATP hydrolysis activity. The record is from RefSeq and is a predicted model, not a curated record. Bases 266 to 2344 code for a protein of 692 amino acids. Gene Ontology annotation, cellular component: nucleus; nucleoplasm. NCBI's taxonomy places the organism in Eukaryota, Metazoa, Chordata, Actinopteri, Pleuronectiformes, Soleidae.
UGGGGUGGCAAAAUGCAUAGGACCGGCCCUGGUUGGGGAUAUAGCUUUGGUUGAAGACUUUUAUUUAACUUAACCUCCACAUGUGAUGUCCGUGUGUCUUCACUCUGAGAAGGAAGUGCAACAGUGCAGUCUCUCUUUCAUUUCCUGGUAAAGGACUAGAAUAUGCAUUAUGUCAAAAGACAAGUGUGCGGCGCGUGGGAUGCGGUAUACGCCCACUGCGUGUCUUUGACUGACACCAAAUGACGCUAUAAGUCAGUCGCCAAACAUGGCGAGUUUAAGUGAGCACGGCAUUCGCCUGAGUUCCAUGAGUCCUUCAUUUCUCAACAGCAACUCUACAAGCCACACCUGGCCUUUCAGCGCGGUGGCAGAGUUAAUAGAUAAUGCGUCCGAUCCUGGUGUAUAUGCUAAGCAGAUCUGGAUUGAUGUGAUCGAUGAAGCCGGUCACCCCUGUUUAACAUUCAUGGAUAAUGGCAGCGGUAUGACCCCCAACAAACUGCACAAGAUGCUCAGUUUUGGUUUCACAGAAAAAGGCUCGGGUAAAGCCAGUCAGAAGGCCAUCGGCGUGUACGGAAAUGGUUUCAAGUCCGGCUCAAUGCGUCUGGGCCGCGAUGCUCUGAUCUUCACCAAAAACGGUGGCUGCCAGAGUGUGGGAAUGUUGUCCCAGACCUACCUGGAAAACAUCAAGGCCCAGGCUGUCAUCGUCCCCAUCGUCCCCUUCAACCAACAAACCAAGUCACUGGUGGUGACAGAGGACUCCGAGGCGAGCCUGGCAGCCAUCCUGCAGAACUCCAUCAUCAGCUCCCUGGAGCAGAUACACGCACACUUUGAUUCCAUGGCUUUCAAAAAAGGCACCAAGAUAUUCAUCUGGAACAUCCGCAGGACCACGGACGGAAAGACAGAGAUGGACUUUGACACUGAUGUGAGUGACCUCCGUUUGCCUGAGAUUCAGAUUGAGGAGAUGAAGAAGAGACUGAGGAACAGUGAGCCGAACUUCCCCGACAUGUUCUACAGUCUGCGGGCCUACCUCAGUAUUUUGUAUCUGAAGCCGAGGGCACAAAUCAUACUGAGGGGGAAGAAGAUUACCCCCAAGCUGGUGUUGAAGAGGCUGACGCACGCUGAGCAUGACGUGUACAAACCACAGUUCAGCAAAGAGAAGGUGAAAGUGACCUUUGGGCUGAAUCCCACAAAUAAUGACCAAUAUGGAAUCAUGAUGUACCACAAGAACCGACUCAUUAAAGCUUAUGAGAAAGUGGGAUGCCAGCUCAAGGCCUCUGGUCGACGAGCAGGAGUCGGAGUCAUCGGUAUCAUUGAGUGUAACUUUCUCAAACCUGCUCACAACAAGCAGGACUUUGAGUACACUAAAGAAUACAGACUCACACUCAGUGCUUUGGGCCUUAAACUCAAUGAGUACUGGAAGGAGUUGACAGAGAAGAAGGCCAGAGAGCGAGAGUUCCAUGCGGUAGACAGAGAUGAAGAUGAAGAUGAAGAUGACGCUGAUGGCGGGUGUCUGAAGUGGCGGAAUGUCCCUGCAGGACAUUACAGUGUUUCCCCUGAAAGCUGGUACUGCAGCCAGAACCCCAAUCCACGUUACAGAAGUUGCUCUUUUCCCGAAGAGGCAGAACAGAGCGAGGAGCUGCUAACACCCAGCUACCAGAAAAAACACAAGAAACAAGAGCAUCUUCUCAAGGGCAGAAAACGAGAGAAUUCACUUGAGGUGUGUGCCUUUCAGGACCAAGCGGUCCUGAAACAUCAAAUCCUCAGUCGUAGCACAUCAGAGCCGAUUCAGCACACCUUCCAGUCCAGCUGCUCACCACCGAGAUGCCACGUGGAAGAAAACACGCUUGAACACGGUCAGACAAACACAGGCAAUCGCCCUGCAGGUCGACGCACAGACACACACGCAAAUGGUGAGGAAAAAAACACACAACAGAAAGCCGCGGGAAGACACGCGGUCUUUAAGGACAGGACACGCACCGCACAUGAGACAGGCACAAGUGAAGACACAGACGUGGAGCCAGUGGAGAGACGAGAAGAGAGCACCGAUGCAUUAAGCCACAGAGAGAAAGCAGCGUUUUUAUGUAACAGUGUGAAAAAGAAGCUGUGCCGUUUGGAGGAGCGACAGCCUGACUCAGAGAAUAUGGCCGAAGAAAUGGAUCCUCACCAACAAACAAAAGUGCCUGAGCCUAGUGGAAAAGCCAGGUGGUGGAGCACAGGUAAUACCCACCCACCUCAUCUUGUCCCACUCGUUCACCUCCGCCCAGAAUGUGACGCUCCUUCCACUGAAUCAAGCAGAAGAACCUCGGAGCACAACGCUGCCACUCACAGGGAGCGACCGGGAGGCUGAAGUACAGAAACAGAAACUGGCUGAUUUAGAGAAACAGGUUCAGGGUCUUCGGAGGCUUCUAGGUGUAGAAGU